Linum trigynum is the source of this 3301-nucleotide messenger RNA. The record is from the annotation of a GenBank genome assembly. Lineage: Eukaryota; Viridiplantae; Streptophyta; Magnoliopsida; Malpighiales; Linaceae.
GCGCAUCUCCUCUUUCCAUUUUCCCCAUUUUCAACCCUACUUAUCAGUUAUCACUCGCCCUCCAGUUUCUUCUCUCCUUUCCGCAUCUUUGCCGAAGUCGACCUGAAUAACAGUUCUGUGCGGCGACGAGAGCUUUCAUGUCCAGGUAUUCUUCUUCCCAUUAAUUUACCUUAUUUUUCCACAGAAUGAAAAUCAAAUCUUCUCUUCCCUAAUCGGCAAUAUGCUUUGGCUGUCCACGAAUUCCUACAUGGGUUUUUUAUGCCGGGUUCUUCAAGUUUUGGGUGUACCCCUGUGUGCGUUUCAAAAUCGUCGGGGCUUACAUAUCCCCAUUCUCUUCACCAGGUCAGAAUUUGGAGUGCAAUUGGCCGACUUUCUGUGGUUACGGAUUUCACGGGCUGUUAACCUUUCAAUUCGAGGAGGAGCCGCUUCUUUAUUGACGUCGCACACCAUCCAUUUUUGUUCUCAAUCGAGAGUUGGAAGUCCUUCCUUAAGCCAUAGCAUUUAUUCCCAUAGUGAAAGAGUAGAACCUUUAUAGCUUAUUGUGGAGUUCUUAGAUGAGACCUAUUCCCUCUGCCCCUCAUCUACAGAGCCAAAUCCAAUCUGUAUAUUGUGUUGCAAAGUCGACUUCAGGUAUUUACCAUCUUAAACUCUCUCUUACCCUCAGCUUCUUUGAUUUCUAGAAUUGCAGCUCAGAGUUGGUAGGUAAUUUGGUUUUGUUAUUGCUGUAUGCUUUUUCUGGUUGUAAUGUUCAAUUGUGCUUCUCAAAUUUGCUCUUCCAUUGAUUGUGGGAUUACAUAAUGGGUGCUAAUUUGUGUCUUACAGUACAGUCAUAUGGUCGCCUCUAUUAAAACAAAUGGUAUUUAAAAAAUAGGCUUACCACUUCUUCUCAUUCUGCAUGUAGGGUAGGGGUGGGCAAUGGGCGGAUUGGAUGGAUUUUCGUCUCAAAUUGACCCACCCGCUUACUAGCGGGUUGAAAUAAUUGUGACCCGCAAUCCACCCACAUUCUUAUGCGGGUCGGGUUGGAUGGGGGCGGUUGGGUCGUGGGUUAAUCCGCAAAAAUAAUUCUCCAACUAGCUAUUUAGAAAGUUGACUAACAUUUAUAAUAAGUUCAUAGCAAAGUAGUAAGAUUGUAUCAAUUUAGACACUUAUCACUUUCUCUCUAGUGAAUCGAUGUAGUAUUUGCAUAAAACAUUUUACUACUCUAUCCACCAAUUAUAUAGAGACAACUUACGUAUGUUGUGAUUUUUAUACAAUUAAUAAUUUAUAGUUUUCAUCCCAAUAUAUAAUGGAUAUUAACAAUAUUAAGCAUUCUAAUAUCCAAUAAAUGGAUAUUACACAGCAUAAUAACCAAUAAUAGUAGUCAAAAGUAUUAUUUAUUCUCCACAUUAAGAAGUAUAUGGUCAGACUGUAGUGUGGUUUGGAAAUAUGAUGAAUAUUCGAUACUAUAAGAAACAACUUUUUUCAUGUGAAAAUAGGAAGCGAAUCAUUCGGGUGACCUGCAAUCCACCCACUCCCCACCCACAUAAGUGCGGGUGGGAGAUUUAUCAAACCGCAUCCACCCACAUCAAUCAUCCACAGCUUGCGGAUCGAGUUAUUUGCGGGUGGAUCGAUAUCAAUCUGCGGAUUACCCACCCACAUGCCCACCCCUAAUGUAGGGUGUGAAUGGGAACUCCCAUUCCAGUUGUUCAUUUAGCUCUUAGUCGGGAACUGCACGCUCUGGCCUCAUCUUCAAUACUCUCAGCCUUUUGGUGAUCUCUUUGGCUGCCAAAUUUAUGGUUGUUGCUGCGGAGUCCAGGCCACAUACGUUGUGUCUAUUUUUGCCUCUCGCUGUAAACUCCACUCCCUCUCCUUGGUGAAACGAAUAUUGGAGUGGUAACAGGUACCUUUGCAUCUACUGUAACUGGUUUUUCCUCAUUGUGCAGCUACUUUGAGCGUCACAUUACACUUAAAUGAUCUACCACAAGAUAACCCAACCUUUCUUAUGACAAAGGGAUGCAAUUGUUUUCCAUUGGCAAUAUAGGGUUUGGAUUGGGAUCUAAGUGGAAAUCGGUUCCAAUUUUGUAUUUACUUCUCUUAUUCUCUUACUGUCGUCUUUAUUUAUUUACAAUUCUCAAUUUUUGUUUUCUGUUCCAGUUUGCUAAAAAUUCAGGUUGCACUUCAUUUGACAACUCCAUCGCUAUUGGGUAUAUUUUUGUUGAUGCCAAGCUCCGAGGAGCCUGCUUCAAUGUGUUUGAGGUCCGGUGAGCGCCGACUUCCUGGCCAACGUCCGCCGCCAGCCUCCGACAUGGACACCUGCAAAAGAGGGACCCGCCGGCCGGUGGUCGGCGGGGACCUGCUCCGAAGCUCAAGUGUAAGAGUGAAGUGGAUGAUGGUAAACAAAGACAUUUCCAUUUUCCAUGUAAAAAUGAGUUGGCCAUUUGGGUGAGUUGUAUGUGUACCCUUAAUCCCUCCCAUGUGUACGUGGCAUUAGAGGGAGAUGAGAGGUUGUGGUUGUUUGAGGACACUACCCUUUCCUCUUUUUAAAUCCAUGUGGAGGGAAUUGGAGUCUGGAGACUUUGUAUUGUGGAAGGCUUAUUUAGCACCCAAUCAACCAUGGAUGGAUAGUAAAAUAUAAAGACAAAGAUACUCACCUUUUCUCCCUUUAUCCGUGUGGGUUAAUGGGUAAAACUUACAGAAGAAAUCAAUAGGGAGCAAGUCCAUGAGUAAUGACUAGCCUAGCUUGCAUCCACGUGUCAAAUGGGAUAUGGUAUGCUAAUUGUAUUUUUAUUGGUAAUUACUCUGAUAGAAACGACGUAUUGUAUCAUGUCAGUGAAUACUGGGUCCAUCAAUUUUAUAGGUUCAGAUCCAUUUGCCCUAGGCUGCAGGUUGCGAUGACAAUGAUUGGUGUAAAUGCUUUUGUGAGAGUUGAUACACGUUUAUCAAAUUUCUAAUUGCUAAGUUAUCCUUUUGCUGCUCUAUUUAUUUUGGUUUCGUGUUGUUCAUAUUUGAAACUCUAGCUAAUUUGAUUAUAUUAUCUAAUCACUAUUUAAACAAUUGACAUGAUCGAGUAUCAAACUAUGCUACCAUGGCACUGGUUUCUGCUUCCAGUUUUGGGAUGAAUGAAUGGUGGUUGUAUUAUUCUGCCAUUAUGAGCAUAUGUACUCAAUAUUCUAGGAUUUGUUUUUUUGCUUUAUAAUCUAUAUAUCAUGUUGGUCUGAGUGUGUUAGAAUUGUGUUGAGAUUUUAUGUCGAUUAGGAAAAUAGUUGGUUUUUUGCUCACUUAUGCUCAUGCCAAAGAGCAUUAUUAAAACAAAAUUUAACAG